Sphaerodactylus townsendi is the source of this 2590-nucleotide messenger RNA. It is a transcript of the gene ABHD14A, whose product is annotated as abhydrolase domain containing 14A. The transcript is spliced from 6 exons. Gene Ontology annotation, cellular component: cytoplasm. The record is from RefSeq and is a predicted model, not a curated record. The coding region runs from base 172 to 981 and encodes 269 amino acids. Lineage: Eukaryota; Metazoa; Chordata; Lepidosauria; Squamata; Sphaerodactylidae.
GGCAAGAGGGACAGGAGAGGGGCGGAGGGAGAGAGAGCGGCCGGAUCCAGCUGUUGCGGCGGCGGCUGCUGCUGCUACUAAAGCGCAGGGCAGUGGAGAAACUGUGUCAUUGUAAACCAGUGAAAUACAUCAAGACGGUAGUUCCUAAUAUAUGUGAACAUAAAAAAAAAGAUGACUGUGAAUUUGAUCCGGAACAGGCUGGGUCUUUUGGUACUCGGAGUUCUUGUUACUUUUGUCCUGUACCUCCUACUUCCUGUGAUCCAACCCGAGAGAUUUACGUCUUCCGUAGACAUCCCCAAGCCACUAGCUGUGGAGGAAGAUAUGAAGAAAGGUCCAAGCAUCAGCAAUGUCACCAUCCUGACAGGGACAGUCUUGCAGAACCCUUCUGUUUUCUUUAGAGAAGCUAUACUGGUACAGAAAGACGGGGCUGCCAGCACUGAAAGUAGGCUGGAGGUCAUCUUCCUGCACGGCCAGUCCUUCACUUCCAAAACAUGGGAGGAAUUGGGGACAUUGGCUUUGCUCUCUGGUAGUGGGCAUCGUGCAAUAGCCAUUGAUUUGCCUGGCUAUGGAGACACCUCACGUUCAAGCACUUUGGAGACAGCACAGAGUCGUGUGGCCUUUCUGCAGCAAAUCUUCAAAGAGCUAAAGUUGCAAAGGCCUGUUCUGAUAAGUUCAUCCAUGAGCGGCCGCUAUGCCAUCCCAUUCCUUCUGGCCAGUGGGGAGCAACUGAAGGGCUUUGUGCCCAUUGCACCAGUGGGCACCAAGGACUUCACUACUCAACAGUAUCAACAAGUCCAGACUCCAACUUUGAUUAUUUAUGGAGAGCAUGAUACUUCCCUGGGGCUUCAGUCUCUGCAAAGCCUUCAACAGAUACCCAAGUCCAGAGUGGUCAUGUUGCCCGGAGCUGGCCAUGCCUGUUACCUUGAUAAACCUCAAGAGUUCCACAAGGCGCUCCUGAAUUUCCUGGGUGAACUCAAUUGACUGUGUGGAGCCCUCUUUACCCUGCCAUCUUCUUGAGGGGGCAGGCAGAAGACAGUCUGUACCUACAUGACUGGGGUGCUGUGUGUUUGAAUCUGUUACUCCAUAUUUAAAGGGCUGCGGGUUUUGACCACUGUUCAUGGGAGGAGCUUUUCACUGCUUGCUUGAGGGGCUAUUUCCAGUAUGUCUGUUUCCAGGCUUGACUGGCUAAAUCCUGCAGUCUUAAGCAGAAAAAUUGGAUCAAGGGGCAAAUGGAGUAGAAUGGCUCCUUUUUCCCUGAAGCUGUCUGUUACAAAGGAGUCUGGAGAAUUCAGUAUGUGCUUCAGGGUCAGCCUCUGAUCCUGUUUAAGAGCUGAUCUCUCUUGAUGAAGAUGUGGCUCCAGUGUCUUAUUUCAGGAGCACAAGCCAUUUUCGGAGUGCUGAGGUAUCACUUCUCUAUCAUCAGCGGACUUCUACACUCCUGCUGUAAGGCUUAAGUUCUCAUCUGCUUGUUAACUUACAUCCCACCUUUUUCUUGGAUGGCACCUUCUAGAACUCAUCCAUUGAUGGAAUGAGACCUGGUGUAUUAAUGAUUGUCCCUGUGUGUGUAUGUGUGUGAGAGGGAGAGAGAGAGAGCAUAUGCAUGUGACUGACCUUAUCUGGAAUGUCUGGGCGUAAGGAAGUGGUUUUAGAAUUGGCAUGGAUGCCUUUAGGGAAUUCUUUUAAAAAUCCAUAUUUAAAUGUUUUUCUUCCAGCCCCUUCCCCCUCAAACAGACACACAUACACAGAAAUAUUUAUGUGUUUCUGAGGCUCCAGAUCUAGUAAGGUGGUUGUUGAAUGUGAAUGGCUUUCUUUUUGGGGGAUUGUUUGGGAUUGUUAAAUGAGCUAUUGUUCAAAGUAGAGGGAGUGGGAUAUUAGGUGACUGAACUGAUGAGUUGUCCAGAGAAUGCAGCCUACAUGUUGGGGAAGAGAAUAAUUUAUCCUGCUCGCAAAGUCAUAAGCUUUCUUAGGGUUUGAAGCAUUGCAGAACUGUCAAUAAUUUCUGUAUAUGUGCUUGUUCUACACACUAAAUGGAGCAAGGAAGCCUUGCUGGGCAGGACGCAUAAUUGGCAGUCAUCUUCUGAAAUGGAUUUUCCUGUCACCCACUCAUCUUGGAGUGGGCUUCCUCUCUGCUCAUCCACAUUAGAAGCACUGAAUUGGCCAUAUGUGUCUCGCUCACUAUCCUUUGCCAUCAACAUGAUCCAUUAUCUUACAGUUCAGGCUGUUCAGCUUCUGAAGGCUGACCUGAACUGAGACUGUGGCUGACAUCGUUGUGCCUGAAGACCUGAGGACACCUGUCAUGAAGGACAUUCGGCUUCACAAUACCACUCUGAAUAAGGCACCAAUAUGGAUCUGGGGCAUUCCCACAAUGCUACAAUAAUACAACCAAGUUCGCCGGUACCCUUAUUCCAGUGAAAUGUCACAUGGCUCAUUGGGCAGGAUGUUUCUUCUGUUGUUGUAAAUAUGCUUUCUGUUCUUCUCAGUUCUCCGAAUGUUUUCAGAUGAAUUCUUUUCGUGUUCUUCAGCACUCUGAAUCGUUCAGAUUGAAUUGUUUCGCACUGUUAGACAAAUAAGACACAAGGUGGUCACUUGA